AUGACCGAAAACCUGUGCGUUGUGGUCCGAGUGCGGCCCUUCGUGGACUACGAGCUGCAGCGCAAGGCCCGCGCUGUGCUCUCCUUGAGGGAUGACCACCUGGUCCGCCUCGAGAAGGAGGGAGAGGACCCUCGCGAGUUUUACUUCGACUUCGCCUUUCUGGGCGACAGUCGGCAGGACGAGAUCUACGAGAAAACGGCAUUCCGGCUGGUCUAGAGCACAGCCCAGGGCUUCAACACCACAGUGUUCGCCUACGGACAGACGGGCUGCGGAAAAUCUUUCACCAUGAUCGGCGACCUGUCGGACCCAGCCGCCAUGGGCAUCAUUCCGAGGGCCUUCCAACACUUCGUGGAUAUCGUAGAGACAGACUAGAAGAAGGUCCUGGUGCACGUGUCUUUUAUCGAGAUCUACAAUGAAGAGAUCAAGGAUUUGCUGGCCCAGUAGGUGCCUCGUCGGGAGCUGAAGGAGAACCCUGAGCGCGGGGUGUUUGUGAAGGAUCUGCUGACCGUGCCAGUGCGGUCGGUCCCGGAGAUGCUGCAGCAGAUCGCGGGCGACGGGCACCGAGCCACAGCCGCGACCCGGAUGAACGAGCACUCCUCGCGCUCGCACUGCAUCUUCACCAUCUACUACGAAAGCAUCGAGCAGACCGAGCGUGGUGAGCUGGUAAAGGUAGGGAAAAUGAAUCUGGUCGACCUGGCCGGUUCGGAACGCCAGAGCAAGACUGGUGCGGAGGGGGACCGGCUGAAGGAGGCCAACAAGAUCAACCUGUCCCUGACUGCCCUCGGAAAUGUCAUCAGUGCCCUAGUCGAGCGCAAAAAGCACGUGCCCUUCAGGGACUCGAAGCUGACCCGCCUGCUCCAGGACUCGCUGGGCGGCAACUCAAAGACCCUGAUGAUCGCAGCCUGCUCGCCAGCGGACUACAACUUCGACUAGACCCUGUCGACCCUGCGCUACGCCUCCCGGGCGCGCAAGAUCACAAACAAGCCCAAAGUCAACGAAGACCCAAAGUAGGCCCUCAUCAAGGAGUAUGCGACUGAAAUCGAGAGGCUUAGGAAGCUGCUGCAGGAGCGGGAAGGGGACGGCCCUGGCCUGGCAGUGCAGCCGCCCGAGGGGCAGGAGCUGGAGGACGACCACGCCCUGUAG
This is a messenger RNA of Hippocampus zosterae (dwarf seahorse), 1143 nucleotides long. Its product is annotated as kinesin-II 95 kDa subunit-like. Lineage: Eukaryota; Metazoa; Chordata; Actinopteri; Syngnathiformes; Syngnathidae. Gene Ontology annotation, biological process: microtubule-based movement. Gene Ontology annotation, molecular function: ATP binding; microtubule motor activity; microtubule binding. The record is from RefSeq and is a predicted model, not a curated record.